AUGCCAGCGAUUGCCGGCAUCUCCAUCUCUCUCGUGAUGGUUCUCCAGGCCUAUAGCUACGGCAUCCAAUCGGAUCUACUGGAAGGUGCACCGUGGGGAACGCUCGGGGUUGGCACGGCCGUGCUGGUGGCUUUCUCUGCCAUGGUUUGGGUGCCCAGGCCUUGUUGGCGUCCCGGGGGCCUGUCCAACGCAGACCCGAAGGAGCCCCUCCUCGACUCGCCAACCAGGAGCCCACUGGAUGAUGACGAGUUCCUUGCAGAAGCGGAGGAGGCGCCCGGCCGGCUCCUGCGCGAAGAGGCUCUAGAGCGGCGGCCCCGACGGCGUGUCAAGGGCGGACUGUCGCACGCAGCGAACUUCAGGAUGAUGAGAAGAGCUCAGAAGAUCACGGCCUCAUGGGCUGCCGUGCUGUCGGCCAAUGGCAUGCGACUGGUGGUCAACGGCCAGGUGAUGCUCGUCAGGUUGGAGGGCCGGCAGCUGUACGUGGAUUCAGAGGCGGUCCCGCUACAGGAGAUCGCCUUGCAACUCGAUGGCCGAGUUCUGAUCAUCUUGCUGACGGACGCAUGCCAUGCCCAAGGCUUCCGCAGCUUCCAGAUCGACCUGGACGACGCAGAGGCUGCUGUAGAGCUAGCCCUGACGCUGAAGGUACUUCGAGCAGAAUCAGACACAGGAGCUGGCGUCGGAUGGCUCAUUGACAG
This is a messenger RNA of Symbiodinium natans, 695 nucleotides long. The record is from the annotation of a GenBank genome assembly. NCBI's taxonomy places the organism in Eukaryota, Dinophyceae, Suessiales, Symbiodiniaceae.